Messenger RNA from Acanthosepion pharaonis, 741 nucleotides. The record is from the annotation of a GenBank genome assembly. Lineage: Eukaryota; Metazoa; Mollusca; Cephalopoda; Sepiida; Sepiidae.
AUGCGCACGGAUAUACAACGACGCGGAGUAUUAUCAAGACUUUCCACAGUUGGACUAAAUGCAAGUAUACCUAGUGCAAACGGUUGCGAAGACCUGUUUAAGCAGUACAAGUCUCUCUUAUCACCUUUCACGCAUGCGGAACCCGUGAAACACAAUAAAACACAUGCAAUCAAAACAACCGGAUCCCCAGUCCACGCGUCACCCCGUCGUUUACACCCAACUAAACUCCGGGUGGCUAAGGAUGAGUUUGAGAAUAUGCUCAAGCUGGGAAUAAUAAGACCAUCUUCUAGUCCUUAUGCCACACCGUUACAUAUGGUCCCCAAGAACGAUGCUGAUAGUUGGCGACCGUGUGGAGACUACAGACUUCUAAACGCUCAGACCGUGCCAGACAAGUAUCCAAUCCCCCAUAUCAAGGACUUUGCUUUAUCUCUGGAAGGCGCUACUGUCUUCACCAAGCUAGACCUGAGAAAAGCCUUUUAUCAGAUACCUAUCGAACCGUCUGAUAUCCAUAAGACAGCGAUAACGACACCAUUCGGUUUAUACGAAUUUAUCCGAAUGCAUCUCGGACUCCGUAAUGCAGCGCAAUCUUUCCAGCGUCUCAUAGAUGAGGUCCGUUGUGGUCUGCCGUAUGCUUAUGAGUACAUUGAUGACGUACUAAUAGCAUGCAAAACGCCCGAAGAAAAUCGCGACUAUCUUCAAUCAGUGUUUAAAAGAUUACAACAUUACGACGUUCAAUUUUAA